This is a messenger RNA of Dermacentor albipictus, 1744 nucleotides long. RefSeq names its product F-box/LRR-repeat protein 12-like. Gene Ontology annotation, biological process: SCF-dependent proteasomal ubiquitin-dependent protein catabolic process. Lineage: Eukaryota; Metazoa; Arthropoda; Arachnida; Ixodida; Ixodidae. The record is from RefSeq and is a predicted model, not a curated record. Gene Ontology annotation, cellular component: SCF ubiquitin ligase complex. Gene Ontology annotation, molecular function: protein binding.
GCGCCAUGUCUCCGCAACUACCCUGAACCAACGAUACUAGAAUAAUGUUCUUAUUCUCGUACACUAUAAACGUUGCCCUGAACUACAGGAACCUCCGGUCCAAUGGGAAAACUAGCUACGCGACAGGCAUCUAUAAUUAAAGCAGGCAUUGGAAUGGAGGUUGCCAUCAUCUAUCCACGUUAAGCUUCUCCUUGCGUCGUAAAGAUGGCUGCGGCCAGUAUUGUUGGGACGUGAAGGGGCUGGCUACACUUGCUCAGUGCAAAAUUGAAUUCUUGUUUCUUUCCAAUAUUUCUUCUUAGACAAUGGAAAUAGAACAGCUGCCGGAAAGCCUACUGCUAGAGGUAUUUCUUCACCUGAAGUUCAAGGACCUGUGUUUCUGCGCAAGCCACCCACUCUUCAAUGUCGGCGCCAUCAGUCCCGCGGAAAGUUCCAGGAUCCUUGGGUUUCACUACCACAACCGAAGGGGACAGCGACGUAGCUGCCCACGGUGACAUUGGAGGCAGCAACGACGUUGAUCCUGUGUGCUCACCGUCAUUCAUGGUGGGGACGGUGAUGCGACGUCCAUUGCGGAGCUCCAUUUUCAGCCGUGUGUUUGUCGACGAUGGCGACGGGUUGCACGUGACAGAGUGCUUCGAAGAAUGAUUGACGUGUCAGCCCAUCCACUGUCGGCACUACAGGCAUGGCACCUUAUUCGAGCUCAUGCAGAUGCAAACCUUGUGGAGCUACGAAUAUCAGGCAGCGCUCACAUGUUCUUCUCCAACCGUAGAGCACAGCACACAUUCACACCAAAGUUCUUCAAGCACCUGGCACAGCGUUGCCCAUCACUGAAGGUACUCCAUCUCACAGAUGCCUUCCUCGCACGCAACAUGACAACAACCAAGAUGUCAGUGUCGGACCUUCCACCAUUGCUGACACACUUGUCACUGCGCAGUUGCUUCUUCCAUCCGGCCGAGUUCUUUCGUGCUGAAUUUGGCCGGCCUGCCCUGCACUCUCUGCAGCUGCUUGACCUAGCUGACUGCAACCUUGUGUCAAGCGUUGAGCUGGGCCGGCUCGAACAGUGGCCUUCGCUUCGUGCACUGAGCCUGGAAGGCUGCCACCGGGUCAACGACGGAGGCCUGAGCAACAUUUUGCCACUUAUCAGCAAUCUGGUUGCCCUGGACAUUGAGGGAACUGACAUCAGCGAUCGAGGUGUCGAAAUGAUCCUGCUCCAUGGCCUGAACCUCAGGUUUCUGUUUCUUGGCCAUACGUCUUGCACCGGGGAAGUGUUUAUGUCUGUCUCGAGACAACUGAAGGGUCGUCGCAAGCUGGGGCUGUCCCAUAUAUGCCUCAGGAGGACGCUUGUCAAGGACGAGCCUUUGUAUUGGCUUCUGGAAAUGGUUCCUCAUUUGAUGUGGCUGGCCGUGACGAGCCGUCACAUGUCGGCGGACGUGAGGGCCAGAGUGAAGGAGGCCGUGCCAACUUCAUGCCAGUUUGUGCAGUUUUUGCCUUUCUAUGUCAAUGCAAGUACAUUCUGCAGACAUUUUGUGUCCGACAGCAUCCAAAAUCUGAAGCUGGAAACGAUUCCAUGUGGUGAAAGAACAGCACCUGGUUAACAGAAUCGGUUUAAGAGUAGCUGGUAAAUGACAAAGGACUUUCAGUUGCUGGAGGGUUGUGCUUUCAUGAGGUGUGUUUGCAGUGCACUAGUUUGUUGAUUGCCUGCUUAAACUGUAACUUGAAAAAUAAAUGUAUUUGUUUGAAGGAUCGA